Molecule: messenger RNA, 3021 nt
Organism: Hydatigera taeniaeformis
Lineage: Eukaryota; Metazoa; Platyhelminthes; Cestoda; Cyclophyllidea; Taeniidae
Source: the annotation of a GenBank genome assembly
AUGGCUGAGAGCAUUAAGGUUGUUUGUCGUGUGAGACCGCUUAAUGAUAAUGAGAAAUCAAAGGACAACAGCUACUGCGUUAGCUUCCCGCCGGACUCGUCGAACUUGAUACGCUUGGAAAAGGAUAAAACUUAUGCUUUCGACAAUGUUUUCCAACCGAAAACCCAGCAGCUCGAAAUUUACAAUACGGUAGCUAAGCCCAUCGUAGCUGAUGUGCUCAACGGCUACAAUGGUACAAUAUUUGCCUACGGGCAGACAGCUAGCGGCAAAACCUAUACAAUGGAGGGAGUUCUCGGAGAUUCUGAUUUGCAAGGGAUCAUUCCUAGAAUUGUGCAUGACAUUUUUAACCACAUAUAUCAUAUGGAUGAGAAUCUGGAAUUCCAUAUUAAGGUUUCUUAUUUUGAAAUAUAUUUGGACAAAAUUCGGGAUUUACUUGACGUUUCAAAAAGCAAUUUGUCCGUGCAUGAGGACAAGGAUCGUGUUCCUUACGUCAAAGGUGCGACAGAGCGGUUCGUCUCGACUCCGGCUGAAGUUUUUGAUAUUAUUGACGAAGGGAAAGUUAAUCGUCACGUUUCUGUCACAAACAUGAACGAACACAGUUCUCGCUCACAUUCAAUUUUUAUGAUUACGGUUCGUCAGGAGAACUUGGAAACACAGAAGAAACUUCAUGGCAAGCUGUAUUUGGUUGAUUUAGCCGGUAGUGAAAAGGUCGCAAAGACUGGUGCUGAGGGUAGCACUCUUACCGAGGCUAUGAAUAUCAACAAGUCGCUCUCAGCUCUAGGCAAUGUUAUCAAUGCUUUAGUGGACAACCACGCCCACGUUCCUUACCGCGACUCUAAGCUGACGCGGAUCUUGCAAGAGUCCUUGGGUGGUAACGCCAAGACAACGAUGGUUAUUUGUGUUUCACCAUCCAGUUAUAACGAAUCCGAAACCAAAUCUACUCUUUUGUUUGGCAUGCGAGCGAAGACUAUUAAGAAUAUCGUCACUGUUAACGAAGAAUUAACCGCAGAUGAAUGGCGUCGACGAUAUGAGCGAUUACAAGCAAAGUCUCGUCGCAUGAAGGAGAUAAUCGAUCGCCUUGAGGCCGAAUUAAAACGCUGGAGAGCAGGUGACGCACUUUGGGACUGCCGUGAAAGCGUAAGCUCUACCGAAUGGGUUGUUGCAAUGGAACUCGAAUUGGAAGAGGAGGGAGCUGGAGAUGAAGUAGCGCUAGACACUCCCACGGGUGCACCUCUAAUACCUACAGCCACGACGACUCCCUCUGGUCCUCUGGCGGGCAGACCCACUCAAUUGCCUACGUCUGGUGCCGGUGUACCUGCUGGUGUGAGUGAAGAACAGCUUCAUGCUCUAUAUCAACAGCUAGAUGACAAGGAUGAUGACAUUAAUAAACACACGCAAACCAUUGCUCGAUUGCGCCAACAACUAGAGGAGCAAGAGGAAAUGCUUCGUACCGCCCGAAUGGAAGCGGAAACAAGUCUUGCUGAUGUUGCCCAACUGCAGGCUGAAUGUCAAUCAAGCAAAGAGGAAGCAAAGGAUAUUUUGCAAGCUCUAGAAGAGCUCGCACUCUCUCAUGACCAGCGGGAGGCCGAACUGGCUACCCGCGAUCGCGAGAUUGAGGAAAUCAAGGAGCAACUCGCUCAAACCUCCCUCAUUAUUAAUGGCAAGGAAAGUGAGGUGCAGUUGGCUCGCGACACCCUCGCUGCCCAACGCAAGAAGUAUGCGGAAAUCCUAGGUGCACUCAUUCGAGAUGUUCUUGAUGUCGGCGAGUGCAUGAGUAACCAGCUCCAAAAACCGAACGUAAAUGUUGGUGAACGUUUGGACGAGGAGGUGGCAGUUAUGCGUCUAUACAUGAACAAGAUGAGGACAGAAGCUAAAAUUCUUCACUCGCGUGUCAAUCAACUGGAAGAGGAGAGGGUACAGAACGUGCAGCUCUUGAGAAAAUCCGAAGACGAGGCUAAGGAAUACGCGAUUCGUGUUAGAGAGCUUGAAACCAAGGUACAAAGCCUUACUGACAAAGUGGAUGAUUCAGAUUCUCGCAAACGGCAACUUCAGGACCUGGUCGAUAACUUGAACGCCGACGUUGCUAAAUUGCGCGCCAACGAGCAGUUAUUGGCUGGCUCCAGUUCAACCAAUAGGGAGAUCCUUGCAGGACAGUCAGAAAUCCGCGUUAAGUUAGAUGAGGAAUUUAAGCGCCAAAGUGAACAGUAUGCACAACAAGUGAAACACCUUCGUGAUGAGUUGGAGACUAAGGAUAAGAAAUUGGAGGAACUUAAAGAUGAACUGAAUCAUGUGAAAUUGCAAAAUGAGAAGUCCUCUGAGGAGAGUUCUGCUCUGCGUAAGCAGUUGGAAACUGCGACGCUUCGUCUGGAGACUGUUGAGAAGGAGGAAGCCCGACGUGAGCAGUCAAAGCAAGACCUUCGCGCUUUGGAGGAAACUAUGGUUAAGGAGUUCAAUACUCUCGCCACUCUACGUCGCCUCUUUGUGGAAGAUUUGAAAAAUAGGAUUAAAAAGUCUACGAGUCGGAUGAACGCAGCCAAGGCAGCUGAGGCUGCUGCGGCUCAACAAGAAGGUGAGAAUGUCGAAGUUGCAGGUCUGAAGGAGCUCAUUGGUGAGGAGGAGGAGGACGAAUCUAGUCAAUGGGGAUCGCUUGCGCAACGCGAAAAGAUCUCCUUCUUGGAGAACAACCUGGCCAAAUUGACAAAAGUGCACAAACAGCUCAUCCACGAUAAUGCCGAACUUCGUUGCGAACUUCCAAAACUGGAAAAACGACUUCGGUCGACGGUGGAGCGUGUGCGUAGCUUAGAGAUGUCGUUGAAAGAGGCAAAGGAGGGCGCAAUGCGGGAUCGGAAGCGCUAUCAACAUGAGGUAGACCGAAUCAAGGAGGCGGUUCGUCGUAGGCAGCCGGGUCGUUUUGGCAUCCCCUCGGCCAUGAUUGCCAAACCCAUUCGUGCUGGUCACGCACCUCUCACCGCCUUAGUCGGUGGUGGUGGCUUUGGUGGAGGGAACAUUCGACCUUCCUAA